Molecule: messenger RNA, 580 nt
Organism: Notothenia coriiceps (black rockcod)
Lineage: Eukaryota; Metazoa; Chordata; Actinopteri; Perciformes; Nototheniidae
Product: trafficking protein particle complex subunit 9-like
Exons: 5
Cellular component (GO): trans-Golgi network
Source: RefSeq, a predicted model, not a curated record
AUGUGUAAACUUAAAUACCAGGCUACAGAGUUCCAGUGGGUUCAAGGAGAUGUUUGUGAAGUUCAACUCAUGGUCUACAACCCCAUGCCUUACGAACUUCGUGUGGAGAACAUGAGUGGCACGUCUCUGGCGCUCGACCGUCUGCCCCCUCUCUCCCUCGGAGGUGGUUCGUCGGUGACCCAGAGUGUGACCACUCUGGAGCGUCGUCCGUCAGUGACCAGUGUGGGCUUGUGGUCAGCUCACACGCCUCAGCCGACGUCUAAAGAAGAACUGUCGAGCACCGUUUCCGUCCAGCUUUUCAACGGAGAGAUGCAGCCGCUCACCAUCACCUUGGAGAACAUCGGAUCUGAGGACAUCGAGACUCUGGAGCUCACUUCUAAGACCACCACCACCAAAGAGAAAGUGUUCGGGGAGUUUCUGAGCUGGGAUCUGGACGAGGCGUUGUCUCACCUCCCUCUGAAGUGCGGCCAGGCGUUAACGCUGACAGUCAGAAUCAAAGUGAAACUGGACUUCUCCGGCCAGGAGAGCCUUCUGCAGGACCUCAACGAUGGUGAGUGCACACACACCGGCUUCAUUAAGA